Molecule: messenger RNA, 3954 nt
Organism: Bombus terrestris (buff-tailed bumblebee)
Lineage: Eukaryota; Metazoa; Arthropoda; Insecta; Hymenoptera; Apidae
Product: prickle planar cell polarity protein 3
Exons: 8
Coding region: 1011-3314 (767 amino acids)
Molecular function (GO): zinc ion binding
Source: RefSeq, a predicted model, not a curated record
AUUUUCCUUUUUAUUCACUCGGCCUCAAAGAAAACGACAUUGUAUGUAAGUUUAACGGGGUGGAAUAGUACAAAGCUAUGUACAUGAAUUAUUUGGUUGAUGUAAAAAUGCGAUCAACACCAAAGAUAAAUCAGGACCGAAGCGUUUUUAUUUAUCUCUAUUUACCUUUGUAACCUUGAGAUGACAGUUCCGGCGGUGGUGCAAGCGCUACAAUGCGCAGGCUUCUCGAUCGUUGAACCGCGAAACGGUUACCAAAUACGUCCGCGAAGUGAUGUCCACCCUCUGUGAAACACGAGAGACUCGAUAGUGAUGUGAUACUAGUAGAGUUGAGAAAGAAGGGGGAGGGACAAAAAACAAAAUAAAACGAUAUCGAAAGAAAAGGCUGAGAGUAUCGGUGGAAGGUACAGAGUGAAAGAUAGAGGUAGAAAGAGUGGAACAGAGCGAGAGGGAAGAGAGCGAGCCGAGCGUUCGGCUUGACUCGAGUGCAGUGUACGGUGAUGCCGCGAGGAUGCCACCUUCGUCGGUCCUCUCGACACGAUAUAGGAAGGCGCGACGGUACCCCGUGAUCUGCCGGGGCCCCACGAUUCGACUGUGCCACGACAUUGCGCUAUUACUCGCGCAGUGCGGUGCAAGUGCAAGUGCAGGUGCAACUGUGAAGUGGUGCCAGUUCAACGACGACGAGAACGUACAAGCGGGAUACUACGCGACGCGAGAAGUCCGGCGAUGCGGCAAGUCAGGAAUCCUCCUUGUAUCCGGUGAUUCGCGAGUGACGCUCUUGAAGACAGAUCGGUUAGCGUUCGCGUGUUCGCGCAUGUGUGCCGCUAGGUGUUACGCAGAAAAGAUCGUUCUUUGUUCGAAAACGAGCAACAAAACCGGCGUACGAAUUACAUCUAUAGGAGGAACAGUGAAUUCGUAUUACGACUGCGAAUUCCCAUCAGAAUCGAGUAGUUUGAGUUAUCCCGAGCAUCGUAGUUUCAGCAUAUUGGCUGCAGCAGAGAGAAAGCAACAGAAUGCUGUCACCCGGUCAAGACGGCCAAUCCAACAACAGUUACUCGCACGGUAAUGUCGUUCUUCAAGGUGCACCCUGCGGUCAGUGUCGAGAUUUAUGCCCGGCUGGAUAUGUGCCCCACUUUUGGCGAAAGGUGUGCAGAAGCUGCAGGUGUCCCAGGGAGGAGCAUCAACGGACCUCGACAGAGGCGGGCGGUCCCUCGGGACUCGGCCUCGGUCCUGGUCCGCCGAUGGCCAUGGCCAUGGCUUUUCAGAGCGGGGCCGCUGGUUCUUCUCACCAGGAACCUUUCAAGAGUCCCGUGCAACCGGCUCCGCCAGGCCUCGCCCUUCAAGAGGCUCUGAUGCAUCAUCAGAGGCACUCGCAGAGCGACGAUGACAGCGGAUGCGCGCUCGAAGAGUACACGUGGGUCCCGCCAGGCCUCAGGCCAGAUCAAGUACACCUGUACUUCAGCGCGCUACCGGAAGACAAGAUCCCGUACGCGGGCAGCGCCGGCGAGCGGGAGCGGGUUAAGCAGCUGCUACAGCAGCUCCCACCGCACGACAACGAAGCGCGGUACUGCAGCGGCCUGAGCGAGGAGGAGAAGCGGGAGCUUAGGGUAUUUGCCGCGCAACGGAAACGCGAGGCGCUUGGACGGGGACACGCGAGCCAGCUGGACAGGCCCCACGGCGCCGGAUGCCGCGAAUGUACCAGGCCGAUCGCGGCCGGCGAGAUGGCGGUGGCUGCGAGCCGCGCCGGUCCGUCCGCCCUCUGGCAUCCGGCCUGCUUCGUCUGCUGCGUGUGCAGGCAGCUGCUCGUCGACCUGAUAUACUUCUGGAGGGACGGCAGGUUAUACUGCGGCCGGCAUCACGCGGAAACGCUGAAACCGAGGUGCUGCGCCUGCGACGAGAUCAUACUUGCUGACGAAUGCACCGAGGCGGAGGGGAGGGCGUGGCAUAUGAGGCACUUCGCGUGCCUCGAGUGCGAUCGCCAGCUUGGUGGUCAGAGGUACGUGAUGAGGGAAGGUAGACCUUACUGUCUCCGAUGUUUCGAUGCUUCGUUCGCCGAGUACUGUGACAGCUGCGGUGAACCGAUUAGCGUGGAUCAAGGACAAAUGUCACACGAGGGUCAGCACUGGCACGCGACUGAAGCUUGCUUUUGUUGCGCAACUUGCCGUACGUCCCUUCUCGGACGGCCGUUUCUUCCGCGAAGAGGUGCUAUUUAUUGCAGCAUAGCCUGUAGCAAGGGAGAACCCCCGACAACACCGAGCGAUUCUUCUGCCGGACCGCCACCACCACCACCUUCCUUCCUUAGAACUGGUCGGAGACCACCACCACCAAGCGAAGGUUCCUCUAGCCCACCACCACCUCCGCCACCUCCACCACCGCCUGGAUCCAGACACACCCUCUGUUCUCCUCGUAACUCACCUCGAAUGAAUAGGAAGCAUCAUCAAACGUCUGCUUCCCUAGCGACAACACCUACGCAAAGCACUUUGAGUCCUGAAUUCCCUACUGAAGGAUUCCCUUCAAGCGGUUCCAAACCGAGUGGCCUUGACCGAGUGUUGCUCGAGAGGAAUCUUGAGAGACUCCUCCAGGAACGUAGUUCACAUCCAGAGGAAAGCCGCAACGAAUUGGGAAGGUUAAUGCAGGCAAGAGACCGCGAGCCGUUGAGAUGCAUUCAAAAUUGUGCUCCUUCCCAUGCGUCGAGCAUGCCAGAGCUGCCUCCACCUCCCCGGCCUCCGUCCGGAGCGUCGGCGUCGGCGUCGGCGUCAACGUCCACAUCGACCGGAGUCGUCGCAACCGCGAUUCCCGGGAUCGUGCUGGAAUCGGCGACGUCGCCGACGACCUUCGUCGUCAGCCAAACGGACCCUCCGACGCCAACGUCGCGGCGCGUGCGGUUCCAAGGCGACUUGGACGUGAACGACCAUGCUGCAGGGUCGUCGCGCGUCACCCUAUCGCCCAACAACGAUAGGAAUUCAUCCUCAUCACCCUCUCCUCCCCCAGCGUCGCUGCCGAGAACGAAUGUGUCUCGAUCGAGAAGCCUGCAGCCGGAGGAAGUCGCUAGCACGUCCGCCUGGGGUGUCGCUGGGAGCUCAAAAUCAAGGAUAGAGGGCGACGACGACGACGUGGAGUCUUGCUGUUCUACCUGCAGCUCCUCAAGCAGUUCCGAUGAAGCUGCUGCCUACGCCUUGCCACCGAGAAGAGCAUACGGCGGUGUCAGGAUCUCUUACGUGCCCAACGACGCAGUGGCAUGCGCGAGGAAACGUACACCGACGUCUUCAAUGUCGAAUCAAGCGCAUAGGGAUGCAGACAAGUGUAUCGUGUCCUGAUGAUCCUCUGAAGAGUUUCAAAUCAUCUUUACGUCGAUAUCAAUGUAUUGUUCAUUGAGGGAAACACUUUUACUUCACUGCCAGGUGAUGUGAAGAAGAAAUUCGUGCGAGUCUCGAACCGAUGAACAACGCGAAAAAUAUGGACUAACGCGAUAAAAUACAAGAGUUCCUAAAACCGACGUAAGAUUCGCCAUGUUUCCAGCACUCGAGACUCAGAUAAACGAUUUAAUAUACUCGUGUACAUAAUGAACGUACUUCCGAAAUGAUCGCUCGUGAAGACCGAACAAUCGCGACGAUCGCGCUUCUCCUUCUAUUUUUAAUACCCCGGUGUAUUUGAUAAUGAUAACGAUGAUGAUAACGUUAUAUUUUAUUACCAUUGCCAUUCCCGCUGCGUAAACGACAGUUCACACGGGCGCUGUGUUCUUGUUCGAGAUUCGAUCGUCUUGUCUUGACCAACUUUUUUUAGAUAAUAGUUCGAAAGAAAAAAGUUGGUCAACUCUACAAAGUAAAUAGUAUUUAACCGUGAUGCGACUGCAUAGCGUUACGCUGUAAGUACAAAUGAAGAGCGUUCGGACCGAGAUGUAGACAAUCUGAAAAGUAUUUGGAAAAUAAAUUGAGACGAAGACUAAUUAAGCAAUUA